Ricinus communis (castor bean) is the source of this 1364-nucleotide messenger RNA. Its product is annotated as protein STRICTOSIDINE SYNTHASE-LIKE 2. NCBI's taxonomy places the organism in Eukaryota, Viridiplantae, Streptophyta, Magnoliopsida, Malpighiales, Euphorbiaceae. Gene Ontology annotation, molecular function: strictosidine synthase activity. Gene Ontology annotation, biological process: biosynthetic process. Bases 162 to 1289 code for a protein of 375 amino acids. The record is from RefSeq and is a predicted model, not a curated record. The transcript has 3 exons.
CAAUUUUUGACCAUAACAGGUUAGCAGAUAUUCUUCCCUUAUACAUAACAAUAACCCAAACGCAAGUUAUUUUUCUUCAUUUUCCAUUACAAAGCCAACCGUCCAUUUCUUCUUUUUCUUUUCUCUCCUUCUCUUUUCUUUCUUUUGGCCCUACUAUACCCAUGGCCUGCUCAAGGCAACUCUUAGCUGGAGCAAUAUUAGCAGUCCUGGUUUCUACCUUAUUCAACAUUAACUUCACCAACUUCUCUUAUAAACCAUUCAAUAUAGAAAGACUCCUGAAAGAUGAUUCUGAGCUUCUUCUUCCCCUUGCUAGAGCUGCAACCGGGCCGGAAAGUUUUGCCUUCGACGGGCUUGGCCGGGGUCCCUAUACCGGAAUAUCCGACGGUAGAAUUAUCAGAUGGGAAGAGCAUGAACAACGUUGGAUUGAUUUUGCUGUUACUUCUCUUUACAGAGACGGGUGUGAGGGCCCACACGUGGAUCAAUAUCAGAUGGAACACAUUUGCGGCCGGCCAUUAGGAUUAUGCUUCAACGAAUCGAACGGUGAUUUGUACGUAGCUGAUGCUUACAUGGGAUUGCUAAAGGUGGGACGUGAUGGUGGAUUAGCCACUACGAUUGCGACACAUGGUGAUGAUGAUAUACCGUUUAACUUCACCAAUAGCCUGGACGUUGACCCCUCAAGCUCAGCCCUCUAUUUCACUGAUAGCAGCUCACGAUAUCAAAGGAGGGAGUAUAUAUAUGCAAUAUUAAGUGGGGAUAAAUCAGGAAGGCUACUGAGAUAUGACCCUGAAGACAAAAAAGUGAGGAUACUUCUUGGCAACCUCUCAUUUCCAAAUGGAGUCGCAUUAAGCGAAGAUGGCAAUUUUAUUCUAAUUGCAGAGACCACAACGUGUAGAGUUCUAAAAUAUUGGAUAAAAACAUCAAAAGCUGGUAUUCUUGAAGUUUUUGCACAAGUUCCAGGAUUUCCUGAUAACAUAAAAAGAAGUCCUAGAGGAGGUUAUUGGGUAGCCAUUAACUCAAGAAGAGAUAAAUUUUUGGAAUGGGUUCUUUCACAUCCAUGGAUAGGGAAUUCUUUGAUUAAGCUUCCUUUUGACUUGAUGAAGAUUUAUUCAAUUUUGGGCAAGUAUAGAGGGACUGGCAUGGCAGUUAGAUUGGAUGAAAAUGGUGACAUUUUGGAAGUUUUUGAAGAUAGAAAUAGAUUCAAGACUUUAAGUGAAGUGAUGGAAAAAGAUGGGAAGUUAUGGAUAGGGUCUAUCAAUUUGCCUUUUGUUGGCAGAUACGAUAAGAUUUGAACUUACAAAUUGAUAUGUAUCUUCUAGAGAUCCUAAUCAAGAAAAAAGGGACAACUAUUUUUUUUUAACCACUAA